This is a messenger RNA of Trichomonas vaginalis G3, 1425 nucleotides long. RefSeq names its product kinase-related family. The annotation marks the transcript as partial. Lineage: Eukaryota; Parabasalia; Trichomonadida; Trichomonadidae. The transcript has a single exon. The record is from RefSeq and is a predicted model, not a curated record.
AUGCCACGUAAGCUACGUAAGAAUAUACGUAAGAGGAAGAGAGCAUUGAAACAUCCAAUAGUAAAACUGACACCACAACAACAGUUGCAACAACAAAUGCUGAAUGACCCCACUAUGUUGCAACAAAUGUCAAGCAAUCCUAUGCUUUUAAACCGAGUUGUUGGUGCACAGAGUGGAGGUUUAAGAGCGGCACUUUUAGCGAAAAUGGCAGGCUAUGGUGGAGCUGCAGACGGAACAGCAUAUAACCCUCAAAGUCAAAUGAAUUUGAGUUCACUCAAAAAUCAAAUAACAGAUGUCAAAAAGUCAAGCAUAGACAUACAGAAGCAAAUAAGUGAAAACGAAAAGAAACUAGAAUAUGACAGACACACAAAGAAACUCAAUGAGUUAAACGUAGAGAAAAAGAAGAAAGAAGAACAACUGAAAGAACUAAGUACAGAGGAAUAUGCGAAAAAAGUGUCAGAAAAAGCAGCAGAAGUAGCAAAAAUGGAACAAGAUGUCAUAAAUUUGAAAAACCAUACUACUCAAUAUAAAAUACUGAAAGAUGAAGAGAUAAAACAAAAAGCCCUGAAGACAUAUAUGGAUAGCGAUGAGUAUAAAAAAGAAGUUGAAGCAAAUGUAAAGGCAGAAAAACUUUUACAGUUGCAAAACCAAACCGUACAGUAUGAAAACUUAGCACAAGAAAGUAAAAAUAACGACGCAGCCAUGCAAAAGGCAAUGAAAAGCGCAGAAUAUAUAAAAGCUAACAAUGACUGGUUAGAUGCCCAAGCCAACGCUAAAGCAGCCCAACUCAUAGGGUCAAUAAGGACAAAAAUACAAGCGGAUGAAGAUAGUUCAAAUGAAGCUUUAACAAAUGCUGACUUUAAGAACGCCUUCGAAGCUCUUCAUAGUAAGGUGAAACUAGUGAACGACUUCUCAUCUGGAAAGAAACUGAAGUCUGAAGGUUUCGACAAAGAGUUAAGAGAAGUAGCACAAAAUAUGACGAAAAUAACAGAUGCAGCAACGAGACAGGCAGUUCAAAGUGCCUAUGACGCCGUUAGAGCAACUGUUGUGAAAAGUCAAGAAAAAGAGUUACAACAGACCAAAACAGACCUAGUAAAUGCUUUCUUAAGAACGAAAAGUCAGGUAGGACAUUACGCUGCAGAUGGAACAUAUGUGCCAGCUGGUGGAACUUAUAUACCAGCUGGUGGAACAUAUGUGCCAGCUGGUGGAACUUAUAUACCACCAAACCCUCCAAGAGAAGCACCUGCACCAGGACUACCUAGAACAUUUACAUCGUCACAUGGACACAGACACAGGCAUGCACAACAACCAGCACAACAACCACCUCCACAACCAGCACAACAACCAACACAACAACCAGCACAGCAACCAACAGUUCAAAACCCUGCACAACAACAACCACAAACAGAGCAAGGACAUAAAAGA